CCGCCCCUGCCGACAACGACGACGCGUAUCCCUCGCUAAUCGCCGCGAAAUCGCGGAUAGCGAGGAAUUUUCUUUUCAGGGUGAUUCUCAGAGAGUCGCGAGGCCGGACUGUACAUACCUUUGUACGAUUUCAAUUUUCGUCAAACACCUGUUUAUCCGUUAUUUCACCAAUCACCCGGGUGUACCUUGUUUUUUGUCUGAUUCUUAAUACGAUGACUGUUGGUCAAUUUCUUCGUGAAACCGAUACGACAUCGCGCGCAUCGAUCGAAAAGGUAGACCGUACGGUGUACUAAGUCGCUUUGGACGAUCGCUGUGACAAAUCACCGUUACCAUUAUAAUUUGUGGUGUUUAACGGCGAGAGCAGACGGUGUGAAGAAAAACAAUUUUUUUAAACAAAUAAUUUAUACGUAAAAUGUAGCCACGUUCAGUUUAUGUACCGGUCUUCUCUUGUAACACAUAGUUUAUGCGUGAGCUGCAAUGUUCAUCAUCGACGCCCGUCGAGGGAUGUAUAAAACGGAAAAGUGCGAGUGCAGGAUAGACGAAAAUUCGAAAGAGUCCGAUUGGAGGCAUACAAUAUAACUCUAGUGAUAAAAGAUGAGUCGUGGAGUUUGAGAAUUUCACCACUUUGUUUUUUUUUUUUUUUGUUUUUUAAAGAAAAAUACAAAGUGCCUAAAGUUCGAGAUAGAUAAGUGCCGCGUGGAGUGUUAUGUUAUAAAUCAUCUUAUCUCCCGUGGCUGGUUGCCUUAGUGAAAAUGACGGGCGUUUCGUUGGAUUGAUGAUAAAACGACUAUAUCCACGGAGACGGGACGCGGAGCUUGUUGUGGAUUAGACGUUUCACAUUUCAAAGGGUUGAAAAGGGGACGGAGACACUUUGCGAUCGGCGAAGAAUUCGGAGAUAAAAAUUUGCUGGAGAGGAUUAAAAAUCGUCGCGUGCUGUCCGAGAUUCACCACCUAGUCGCACAUCGCGUACUGGAAAACGGUGCGAAAGCUCGGACUAGAGGAGAGAGGAAGACGAGGGAGAAACAAUAAUAACAACAAUAAUAAGAAUACGAGAAAAGGAGGAGAGACGUAGAGCGUACCUACGCAGAACGCAGCCAGAGAUACGACGAGAGACUCGCGGUCGGGAUGGCGCAACGGAUGCUGCGCUGAGUCUGGAUCUCUUCUGCCGUUGCCGCUUGAUGCUGCUGCUCGCCGAUGCUGAUGCUGAUGCUGCUGCUGCUGCUGCUGCUGGUGUUGGUCGUCGUCGCAUCGCCGAACCCGCGGCAAGCCGGCGUUCGUCGUUCAGUAGUUUCCCGGACGUCGUACCGGCAUCAUCCGAACUGCUACAGAUUCGAGACACGAGCAGUGCCAACCCGACCACCGGGACACACCGCGACUCGCUCUUAUCGCGCCGAAUGAAAUAAUUCUGAUUGCUUGCGCACGUUGUUUUUCGUUUCUUGGUUUUCUUUAAUUUUUAUUUUUUCGUUUCGGUUUAAUUGUUUUGUCGUCAUCGUAAACUUUUUUAUGUUGCUUUUUUUUUGUCACUUACGACAUUCAUCAAAUUUUCGUCUCCUAUACACUCAAGUAUAACGUAUACCGAGAUAAUAUUUUCGCAGAUUUAUAGAUUUAAAUUUUGUCGAUAAUUUUUUACUUGUGGCGGGACGUGCUGCAAUAUAUGAGGUGACAGGGAUCUCAAAAGGCACCGACUUGUUCACCCGAUUUAAUAAUAAUAUUAAUAAUAAUAACUGUGCGAAUACAUAUAAACAAAAGUUUGGUUCAAUUUUUUUUUUUCUUCGAUUUCUUGUUUUAUCGGUGUGUAAAUCAACGUCAUGAAAAUAUCAAGAUUCAAGAGAAGAAAAGUUUGAUGCACGCGUACGAAUGAAGAAAAGAAGAAAAAUGUUCGGACAGUGAAAUUACGUAAUUUCGUUACAAUUUGCUCACACAACUGAUAGAAUAUCGCUCGAAGGUGCAACGUUACUUGGAAGAUUCGUCAAUUAAUAAUUGGAUAACAAUUCCGGAGAUAACGACAAAAAUUAAAAUUAAAAGAAAAAAUUAACAAAGAUUAUCGUGAUAUUGUACGAUAAAAGGAUAUAAACGAAUAACGAACAAUAAUCCGAGAGUAUAUAUAUAUAUGUAUAUACAUAUAAAUAAAUUGAAAAGUAACAAAUGAAUAAAUAAAUACAGUGAACGAAACACGAAUCCGGCACAGUGACAACGAUACUACGCGAGAGAGAAGAAGAGAGGUAGAACAUAGUAGCGAGGAUAAAAAAGGUGGAUCGAGGAUUAAGUGACGGAGGUUAGCGAGACAAAUGCGACCGCGUAAGCCGAUACCCUGGUUCCCAAUAUUCGCGAACAAGCCUUUCUGAAUCGAAUAAUCAGCGGAUCGGUUGCGUCGGGAUCGCGAUCACCGGCACACUCGGCUGCCCGUUAUCGGCUCGAACGAUGAUGCCCUCGGAGUUCCGGAGGAUCAAUAUUGCCAGGACGAUACUCGAAAGCGACGCGACGUCGUCGUCGACGAUCGUUCCCUAGACCGAUGGCUCGGCUAAAGUAAGCGAAUCGACCGAAGUGAAAAAAUCUUGGAAGCCUAUCUCGCUGACGGAUAAGUAAAAACAACUGUGAAGCAUUACAAGGGAGAGAAAAAGUCCGGCGGCUAUUCGGCCCCGGCGCGGGAGGGCAGAGCAGGCCUCAUCAUCGUCAAUGAGACCGUCAUGCUGGCCUUGACCUACCCGGACGGGUCCAGGGUUCAGCGCUGCGACAACCUCCCCGAAAGACCGGGAUCACCGGGACGCGUUUCGGCCCCGCGCCGCCGCGCGGAAGAGCACCGAUUACUCACCUGGAGUUCGUACAACGCCUCGAGGCGACGUCGCACCUCCACCACCCCCGGGGAUGACGGAGAUCGGAAGGAGAGGCGGGACCCCCGCCUACCCGAGGCCGAGACGACCACCCUACCGUCCGACGAUCACCCCUCGACGACGCCGACGGGGGACCGCGAUCGCGAUUCCACGCGAUCGUCAACCUCAACGAAAUCUAGUCAUCCUGACGAUCCAGCAGCCGCUGAUCCGCGCCGGCUUUCCCCGCCGGUCCGGAACAUCCAGACGAGGCGAUCGUCCUCCUGGUCCGGAGCCGGACCCCGCGCCAAGGAUCCGUGCCUCCUCCAGGUACUCCUGAUCCUCGUGCUACUCGUGAUCGGGUGCAACAGACACUGUGGACCCUUCGGGUCGAAGGUUAAUCGCACCGCUUUUGGCGCCCUUGCGAUCGGCUAUGUAAUCGCUGGCGCCGGAUGCGCACCCGUCGACGUACUCACCGACACCGGUGUCAGGUCGGAGAGGUCGGCUAAUUUGUCACACAUCACCGGAACCUCGCGCAAGAUACGGAUGUACGUCAAGAACCGGUACCUUCAGAUACUUCCGGACGGCACGGUCAACGGAUCCGACGACGACGCGUCCGAUUACACCAUACUUCAGAGGGCGUCGGUCGCCAAGGGACUCCUUAGAAUUCAGGGAGUCGCCACGUGCUUGUUUCUCUGCAUGGACUCCUGCGGCAUUCUCUAUGGAUCGCGCGACUACACGGAGGACUGUGUAUUCAACGAGACCCUGGAGCAUCACAACUACAACACGUACAGCUCGGUGCGUUGGUCGACGGCUCGCAAGACUCUCUACCUCGGUAUGAAGCAGGACGGGCAGCCGCGGAAGGUCCAGACAAAGGGGCACGAUUCGCUGGGUCGUCUUUCGAUGUACGCCAAGGUUCUGACGUCAGCGGUACCGCAGGACCGAGUCGAGGCUUUGCAGUCGCGUUUGCUCGGCGCUCGGCACAGCGUGCGGCAUCAUCAUCGCGGCAGGCAAAAAUCCAUCUGCCCUGUGUCGAACGUCCCUCAGGAACGCGACGGACGGGACAAGUUCCGGUGCCGUAAAAGAAAGAAGCGGAAGAAGCGUCGACGACGUUGUCGGGCCGGCGAGUCGCCCUUGACCGACAAUUGCGACGCCCGGGAACCCGGCGUCGAAACACAGUCGAAACGAUCCUGCGAGGGCGCCGCCGUCGAGGAGGCUUGCAGGCGAGAGGCGCUCGAGGCUCCCUCGAAGAAACGGAAGUCGCGGAUGGGGGAGCAGAUCGGGCCGAAAAAACCGAGGCGCAAAAAGAACGCGGGACCGUCUAUGGGCCCGAAGAGAAACGGCGGGAUUUCCGGUAGGCGGAAGCCCGCCUCGAGGACUACCCGGACUCUGGGAUCCUCCCCGGCGAUGACGUCGCCGUUGUCCCGGCUCAGGCUCGCACCCUCGACCGAGUCCUCGGCCGAAAUUGUCCGACCACCGAAACCCGCGGCAGCCUCCCUUUCCGCCGUUUCCGUUGCCGCUACCAGCCUCGCCUCGACCCUGACGCUCACCCUGACCUCCACCACCGCCACAGCCCUCGGAAUAGCCGGCGUCGAUGACGCGAUCAAGUCGGAGGAGAUCGGGGACUCGGAUUAUAUCAAGACCGAGACCCUCGUCGACGGGAACGGGUUCGAGGACGAGGAUGCGGAGGACGAGGAGCGCGAGGAUGACGAGGAGAAACCCGGGAGGGGGGACGUUUUUGAAAAAACGGAAUCGGAGAGUACCGAGAGACUGGCGAUGUGAGAUAUUUUCAGACUGCUGCUCCUUGUUCUUUUUUUCACUCUCUCUCUCUUUCUCUUUUAUUCGAGACUAUUGGAUAAUUAGGUAUACCGUACUGCGAUAUGUCGUUUCUUUCGCCGAUUACCUUUAUUUUCUUUUUUCUUCCUUCUUUCAUUCGAUCGUUUUUUAUAAGAUGGUGAUGUAUCGUUAGGUAUCAUUACUCUAUAUAAUGUAUCUACAUGGUAUUUUUGCAAAUGUCGCCAAAACGUGUUAUACACGUUUUCGUCCUGUAUCCCCAGUGCGAUUUAACUAUAAAUAUAUCGUUGCGCGAUGAUCAUCGAUGCGUAACGUAUUUAUAAUAUCUUUAUAUUGUACGAUAUGAUACUUAUUUUAUAUAUAUAUAUAUAUUUGUGACGAAGCUCUUUAUACCUGGAUCAUCAUGAUAAUAGUAAUAAUUAUACGACGAAUUGUAACGGUCAAGGAAAGAAAGAAGAAAAAAAAAAAAGAUCUUACAAUAAUAAGAAACCAGUGUCGAAACAUGCGGUAAUAAAUUAUAAAAAGCGUAUCAGAUUAUUAUUUGAGUAUUGAUAUACGAUCUAUAUUUUUUGUUUCUUUUUUUUUUUAUUUUUAUUUUUUUUUUUCUAUCUGAUAAACGGCUCUCAAGUCGAUGAGAGAGAUGCAAGUGCGCUUCGCAGAGACAAUAAUGCCAAAACGAAUCUAUAGUGAUAUGAUCAUUUUCAUUAUUCAUCCAAGAUUUCAACACUCACAUUUAUUGUAAUACACACUUACACAUAUUAUAUAUUUAACACGAUCGCGCCUACGUUACGGUCUCUUUGCAAUUCGUCCGAUCCGUUAUCUUUACCUCUGUAUUAAUGAAAUUGCAGUAUACGCGAGCUGGAAUUUGUUUUUAGCCGCGAAAGUGAUGAUGAAAAAUUGUCGAUGAAAAUAGAAGGGGGAAAAUUUUACUCGGUCUAUCGUUGCGUUGUUAUUGUAAUAUGAUUGUUUUCUGAUUUUUGAAACGAUCCUAACGUACGGUGCGUCAUAAUUAAUUAUACAAUGUACAUUUGAAAACGACAAUAUUCACGCCUACGUAUACAUACCUAUUCAUUCGCCAUAAAGUAUGUCUAGUGUAAUAAUAAAUAAUAAUAUUAUUAAUAAUAAUAAUAAUAAUAAUAAUAAUAAUAGUAAUAACAACAACAACAACGUCUUAGUAAACGGCUAGAAGAAUAAUUAAUUAAAAAAAAAAAAUAAAUAAACGAAUAAAUAACAAGUCGAGAAACAAAUUCUAAUUGCGAAAUAUCGACGAUGUAGCGGUAAGAAUAGAAACAAAAAGAAAAAUGAAGAAAAAAAAACAAAAAAAAAAAGAACCACUGCCUAUUUAUUUGUCUGUUUUUUAGUCUGUCUUAUAACGUAAAUAAUACUAUUAUAAUUGUAUAAUGUACGGUUAAACGACGAGUUGAUAUAUACGUAAAUUGUAUAAUCAUCAUCGUGCAUAAAAAAUUGCGGAAACGAAUUCUUCACUUUUCUGCACACCUACCUAUCUAUAUCAUUAUAUUAUUGUAAUGAUGAAAUUUGUCGAUUAGGAGGAGAAACGAAUAGUUGAGUAAAUCGAUUGAAUAUUUAAUAAAUAAACUAUCAAUUAGAAGAAUGAAGUAUUUCCAUUAGUUUCUAGUUUAGGGAUACGUAGUAUGAGAAACGAAACGAUAGAAGAAAAAGAAGAGAAAACAAUUUGGAAAUAAUAAAAAAAAUAAAUUAGAAAAAAAAAAAAAACUCAAACCUGUCAUUUCAACAAUCCACGUCGCUUCGGCGAAUUAGGUAUAUUAUACGAAACAGAUCGGGCCUCUUUUCAAACUUGAACAGAUUUUUAUCGUCUUUGUAUCGUAUACUUUUGUGCAGAGGCAAAAAAGGACAGACAAACAAGUUUUUUUUAAAAAAAAAAAAAACCAAAAAAUCAACGACUCACACGAAUUACAGAACUUUAUCUCUUGGUAUAAAUAUUGAAACGCAAAACCGAUCUGUAUAAUUUAACCGUUGUGUCACGGAUCCAGGACCUUGAUAAUAAUCUGAGAAAACAUAGGUAGGUACAUGUAUAUUUGAAAAAAAAAAAAAAAAAAAAAAAAAAACAUACCAUCAACGAAAUAA
Molecule: messenger RNA, 6707 nt
Organism: Neodiprion virginianus
Lineage: Eukaryota; Metazoa; Arthropoda; Insecta; Hymenoptera; Diprionidae
Exons: 5
Coding region: 2688-4589 (633 amino acids)
Biological process (GO): fibroblast growth factor receptor signaling pathway; cell differentiation; animal organ morphogenesis
Cellular component (GO): cytoplasm
Molecular function (GO): fibroblast growth factor receptor binding; growth factor activity
Source: RefSeq, a predicted model, not a curated record